Messenger RNA from Gossypium arboreum, 2601 nucleotides. RefSeq names its product MDIS1-interacting receptor like kinase 2-like. NCBI's taxonomy places the organism in Eukaryota, Viridiplantae, Streptophyta, Magnoliopsida, Malvales, Malvaceae. The coding region runs from base 62 to 2440 and encodes 792 amino acids. The record is from RefSeq and is a predicted model, not a curated record. Gene Ontology annotation, cellular component: plasma membrane. Gene Ontology annotation, biological process: protein phosphorylation; hormone-mediated signaling pathway. Gene Ontology annotation, molecular function: protein binding; protein kinase activity; ATP binding. The transcript has 2 exons.
UAGCCGGGAAAUCACUAACCAUUAUUAUUAUCACAGCCUAUAAAAAAAAUUAAGCUUAAAGAUGGCCUCACCUUUUUGUUGCACUACCCUUGUUCUUUCUUAUGUUUCGAUUGCACUCGUGGUCACCAUUUUUCCAACUUUGGGUACUGGUUCUACCAGAUUAGUCACAACAUCCGAGCUAGAAAUGGAAGCAAAAGCUAUCCUUCAUUUAGAUUGGUGGAGUUGGCACAGCAAUGACACUCACAAACGUUGCAGCUGGGUAGGUAUAUCAUGCAAUGAAGCUGGGAGCAUCACCAGCAUUGAUUGUUCACGGUUUGCGGUUAGUGGAAGCAUCUCGCCUCAAAUAUGUGCUUUAUCUUCUCUCGAGCACCUUGAUCUUUCUUACAAUAAUAUAAUAGGUGAGUUACCUCAAUCCCUUGGAAAACUUACACGUUUAAAAGGGCUCAAUCUUUCCAGAAACUUUGUUCAAGGUUCUAUCCCUUCAGGCUGUGGAAACUUGGAAAGUUUGAAGCUGUUGGACCUAUCGCAUAAUAGAAUUACUGGCCCUAUCCCUUCUACCUUGGGCAACUUAACCACUUUAAAAAUGUUGAACCUAUCCAAAAACCAAAUUAGUGGUCCUUUCCCUUCUACCUUAGGCAAAUUAACCAAUUUAAAACAGUUGGACUUAUCCUUUAAUCAAAUCACUGGGGUAAUUCCUCGUGAAAUUGGAAACCUAAAGGAUUUGUCUGAAUUGAAUCUAAGUAAAAACAAGCUCAAUGGUUCGAUCCCUUUGUCAAUAUUUAAUUUAUCCAGAUUGAGCAUUCUCUAUCUUGAUUCCAAUCUUUUAGAAGGUCCCUUACCACAAGAAAUGAAGAAUUUGAAAGCUUUAAGUUUCCUUGACCUCUCCAGUAACAAUUUGAUUGGACCUAUUCCAUCUCAAAUUGGAAAUUGCUCAAACUUACAAGAAUUGUCUUUGAGUAACAAUCAUAUAACUGGAAGCAUUCCCUUUGAAGUCUUCAGUUGCCCUCAUUAUACUCUUGAUCUCAGUCAUAACUUCAUCGAGAGAGAAAUACCGCAUCAAUUUGAUAACGAUCUUUACUUUCAGGUUUUGGAUCUUAGCCACAACAAUCUAACAGGCAUGAUUCCUGCAUAUUUGUGGGUGUCGUAUGUGCUCAAUCUGUCCUAUAAUUCUCUAGACGGUCCUAUACCAGGGCAUUUGAGUGAAUUUUCAUCUGAUUCAUUUUGGGGAAACAAGUAUUUAUGUGGAAACAUACGAGGUUUCUCUCCUUGCCCUUCUACAUCAAGCAACAAGUUAAAAAUUGUUGAAAUCAUUCUUCCCGUUCUCUGUUUUUUGGCCUUCUUGGCUUUAGGAGUCUUACUCUUCCUUAGAUCCAGAGCAAAAGAUAACAUUCCUGAACCAAAUGUCACAAAAAAUGGAGAUUUAUUCUCAAUCUUGAACUUUGAUGGAAGAAUUGCAUUUGAAGAUAUCAUUGAGGCGACCAACGACUUUGACAUCCGAUACUGUAUUGGGACUGGUGGUUAUGGUAGUGUUUAUAGAGCGCAGUUACGAAGUGGAAAGAUUGUUGCCUUGAAGAAACUUCAUCGUAGAGAAGCAGAGGUCCUAGCUUUUGACAAGAGUUUCAAGAAUGAGGCAAAAAUAUUAUCAGAAAUACGACACAAGAACAUAGUGAAGCUUCAUGGAUUUUGUCUCCAUAAUCGUUGCAUGUUUUUGAUUUACGAAUACAUGGCUCGAGGGAGCUUAUUUUGUGUUCUCGCCUAUGAUAAUGAAGCAAUGGAGCUGGAUUGGACCAAAAGAGUGAAGAUAAUCAAAGAUACAGCAUGUGCUUUAUCUUAUCUGCAUCAUGAUUGCCACCCACCAAUAGUUCACCGAGACAUAUCAAGCAAUAACAUUUUAUUGAACUCCAAUCUUGAGGCUUGUGUCUCGGAUUUUGGCACAGCUAGACUCAUUGAUCCUGAUUCGUCUAAUCAAACAAUGCUUGUUGGCACCUACGGUUAUAUUGCACCAGAACUUGCUUAUACUAUGGUUGUAACUGAAAAAUGUGAUGUCUAUAGUUUUGGAGUAUUGGCACUUGAAACACUCAUGGGAAAGCAUCCUGGUGACCUCUUGGUAUCAUUUUCCGCAUCAUCUUCCAAUAAUAUAAUGUUAAGUGAUAUUUUAGAUCCACGCUUACCGCUUCCAAGCGAUCGAAGAGUCACAAAGGAUAUUGUUUUCGCUACAACAAUGGCCUUUGCUUGCUUAAGGUCGAACCCAAACUUCCGACCAGCAAUGAAGUGUGUGUCUCAAGCGUUUCUUUCCCGGAAAAGACCAGUAGCAGAUCGUCUCCAAGCUAUCUCUCUGCUGCAACUCAAGGAGCAUGGUCUGUAUAUGGAUGAUGAAGCCAAAAUUCAAUCUCAGAUGUCAGGGGAAAUUGUUGAACUCCAUGCUAGUUCUUCAAGUUGAUUUUCAGGUGUAGCAUUAUUUGAACAAUGCAAGGCAUCUUUGUGUUAUUUGAUCUCUUCACUCCCUGUCUUUGCAUUCAAUAUCAGAUGCUUGUCAAUUCUAUCAUUGUGAUUUUGUGUUUGGUUUUGCAGAUAUUAGCCAUCAAAUCUCCAUUAUCCAAA